Macrobrachium nipponense is the source of this 1380-nucleotide messenger RNA. RefSeq lists its product as uncharacterized. The transcript is spliced from 3 exons. NCBI's taxonomy places the organism in Eukaryota, Metazoa, Arthropoda, Malacostraca, Decapoda, Palaemonidae. The coding region runs from base 1 to 1380 and encodes 459 amino acids. The record is from RefSeq and is a predicted model, not a curated record.
AUGUCAGGUCUCAGAGGCGAGAGCCCGAGUGCGCAGGUUGACCUAGCUGCUGGUCGAGAGUCAUGUGAUCGUGACAUCAGAAAAAUGCACCAUCAUAAAGUCUCCAGAAAUAUAGAUAACUAUUUGUUGGAGAGCAGCAUUGAAGUCUCCUUGAAUAUAGAUGACUCCUUCCUGGAGAGCAGCAUUAAAGUCUCCAGAUAUAUGGAUAACUACUUACUGGAGAGUAGCAUUGGCAUCUCAGAUAUAUGGAUAACUACUUACUGGAGGGUAGCAUUGAAGUCUCCAGAAAUAUGGAUAGCUACUUACUGGACAGUAGCAUUGAAGUCUCAGCCUUAUUAUGGAAUAAAACUACUGGAGAGUGGCAUUGAAGUCCAUAUGAUAAUCAGUGAAUACGUUGAGAAGGAACUCCAGAUCGGCAAUGGGAUUACUGUGGAAAUAGUGAACAUGGGAGCAAGCUACUCCUUUGUAUCAAUCAGAUACGCACCUUUUGAUAUGGACAACCAGAUGAUAGAAUCCGUACUUGAAAGAUAUGGAAAGAUAAUAUGGAUAAGAAAUAACCAACACACGCUAGGAAAAGGAAACGGUUUAUUGAAUGGGAUAAGAACAGCAAAAAUGGAAAUCAAGAAUAAUAUUCCAUCGUCUAUUAGGAUAGCAGGACAUUCGGUGUCCCUCAUGUACAGCGGACAGAACAGAACCUGCUAUAAAUGUGGAAGUGAAGAUUAUCUAGUGGAAAACUGUGUUACAGAGAAGACAUUAAGGGAGGAAUUGACGGAUAAGGAAACGCACUUCCCGGAAAUAGGAAAAUGGAACAGAAAAGCGAAGGAGAAUCCAGGAUUUAGCGUAAAGGAUCAAACUCAAGAUUGCACUGGUGAUAAUGAAAAACAUUUAAAAUUGAACCAAGAUAAAGAAAUUCAAAAUGCUGAUGAUAACACAGAUGCUAACUCAAAAUAUUUAAUUGAUAAAAACAAUGUUUCGGGUGACAUAGAUAAUGAUGAUGAGUUAAAACGCGUAAGCAUUGCAAUAACAGCUAAUUCUACGCAUAUAAAUGAAUCUGAUAAUGAAGAUAUGCAUAUAAAGGAGUCCGAUAAUGAAGAUGUAACUGUAUCUGAAUAUGGGAUACAAAACAACAUUGUAAAGGAAAAAGAAACCAAGAAGUCUGAUAAAACUUUAAUUGAAACAAUAGUGGAGAUUCAUCGUGAGCGAAAUGAUACAGAACUGUCAAGUAUGGAAGCAGAAUCAGUAGGGAAAACCAGUCAUGAGGAAGUGAUCAGGAUUAAUUUCGACGAAAAUGUGACAACUGAAUAUAACGAUAUAGCAGAAGACAUGUUGACCGAUGAGAGCCUGGAAAGGGAAAUGAUGAACGAAGCUGAUGACGUUUGA